ACCAAAUGUUCCACCGCGCUUGGAUUGCGAAAUAGACGCCCCAGUGAGAAACUUUCAGAAGACUUGGAGCAAUUGGCCCUCACGUUGCAGAGAGCCCGGGAGCGGCGCCGCGUGCGGCCGCAGGAGCGGGAGCGCGCCCCGCCCAGCCCCGAGCUGCGCAUGCGCGGCGCCGGCCGGCCGGCGGGUCCAGGAGGCGGGAGAUGAGCGGCGGGAGGAGCCGCCCGCCCGCUCGGUGACUUCGGUGGGGCGAGAGCGAGCCGACGGCGCGGUAUGCUGUCGGCAUUCGACCUGAUGGUGGACUUGGAGCCGCAGGUGUUGAAGCAGGGCAGCUUCAGGGGCAAGCUGAGCUCCCGCAGGAAGAGGGAGUUCAUGCCUGAGGAGAAGAAGGACGCGUCGUACUGGGAGAAGCGGCGGAAAAACAACGAGGCGGCCAAGCGGUCCCGAGAGAAGAGGCGCUUCAACGACCUGGUGCUGGAGAGUAAAAUGUUGGCGCUGAGUGAGGAGAACGCCUGCCUCCGGGCCGAGCUGCUCACCCUCAAGGUCCGCUACGGCCUCAUCAGCUCCUCAGCCUAUGCCCAGGAGUCCCAGAUCCUGCACGCCUACAUGCAGAAGUACCUGGCGAGGCAGAGGGCCAUCGAGAUGGACCCUCGCUUCUUGGAAGUAGACACUCCUUUCUGCGAUGGUCACACAAGAUACUCCUCAGGGAGGCUUUCCCUUGACUCGAUUGACUCCACGUCCCAACAUCCACAAGACAGUCCAUUUCACAAAACCUAUACCAGCCCUGCUUCAGUCGGAGUACAGAAGCAACAUGCUUCAGAAAUUUCUGCUGAUGAGCCCACCAUGCGCAAUAUUCCCUUGAAUCAAUUAGUAUCUUCGGGAUACCCCUGCUCAUUUAAUGAAGCAUAUCCCUGUUUCAAACCUUCAAGUGUUUUCACGAAUGCAGUAGAAAUGAACAGUAAAAGCAGUAAGAGAGAGUCAGAAGAUGAUGCAGAAGAUGAACAAGAGGUUCCUAAGAUGCAUCAUUUUUCUCCUUUCAAGGACUGCAGAUAUGAAUGCUCAACAACCAUGAAGUCAAAUUGCUCUGCCCUUCCUCACAAACUGAGAAUUAAGGCAAAACCAAUGCUUACAAAAGAAGAAAAGGAUGGACCAGAAUUUGAUCUUGAAAUGUCAUGGAAGGACCAAUCUCCACUUGAGAAUACCAGGAGUAUUUCAUUGACAGAGAUCAAAGACAUUGAUGUGAGUUUGUGUGGUGGUAUUUGUGAUUGCAAAGCAGCAUUUAAACCUGUUACAUUAUUGCCUAUUUGUCAUUCAGUUUAAUUGGAGCUUUUAUUAAUUGUGACCUUGAAUUGCUUGUUCAUUGCUCAUGAAUUCUUUCUUGUUUUUUGAAAUUUUGUGCUGAGGAGAGUGUUCGUAAGUUGUACAUCAAGUUGCAAUUCUUAAACUCUUGAUGAUGCCAUUAGUAUGGAAUGAAUCAGAUCAUAUUUUGGGAGUAGUUAGUUUUUAGA
Pristis pectinata (smalltooth sawfish) is the source of this 1505-nucleotide messenger RNA. RefSeq names its product nuclear factor interleukin-3-regulated protein-like. The coding region runs from base 271 to 1317 and encodes 348 amino acids. NCBI's taxonomy places the organism in Eukaryota, Metazoa, Chordata, Chondrichthyes, Rhinopristiformes, Pristidae. The transcript is spliced from 2 exons. Gene Ontology annotation, molecular function: DNA binding; DNA-binding transcription factor activity. Gene Ontology annotation, cellular component: nucleus. Gene Ontology annotation, biological process: DNA-templated transcription; circadian rhythm; regulation of DNA-templated transcription. The record is from RefSeq and is a predicted model, not a curated record.